This is a messenger RNA of Lycium ferocissimum, 1819 nucleotides long. Its product is annotated as low-temperature-induced cysteine proteinase-like. Gene Ontology annotation, molecular function: cysteine-type endopeptidase activity. The transcript has 5 exons. NCBI's taxonomy places the organism in Eukaryota, Viridiplantae, Streptophyta, Magnoliopsida, Solanales, Solanaceae. The coding region runs from base 80 to 1591 and encodes 503 amino acids. The record is from RefSeq and is a predicted model, not a curated record. Gene Ontology annotation, cellular component: lysosome.
UCUAAAGCUAUAAAACAAUGAUAUUAGGACUAAAACUAGAAUGAUCAUGAAGUGAAUAAUUGGUUAAUGUUACUGAAAAAUGGGAAGCAAGCAGAGUCCCAAUCUUUUCCUUUUUCUUUGCCCAAUUUUCUUGAUCUUUGCUGCACUAUCAUCUCAAGUUUCUGCUUUUACUACUGAUUUUCCAAUAUUAAACAGGCCAAAUGAGUUCAUAUCAGAAGAAAGAAUUUUCCAACUUUUCCAAGAAUGGAAACAGAAGCAUGGGAAAGUUUACAAUAAUGAGAAAGAGCAAGAAAGGAGGUUGCAGAAUUUUAGAAGGAAUGUGAAGUAUAUAGUGGAAAAGAAUUCCAAGAGGAACUCAGAUUCAGAUCAUUUGGUUGGUUUGACCAAAUUUGCUGAUAUGAGCAAUGAGGAAUUUAGACAAGUUCAUACUUCCAAGAUAAAGAUACCCUUUAACAAGAGAAAGACUAUUCAGAUGAAGAAUGUGGAAAAAAAACCAACUUCAAUUUCUUGUGAUGCUCCUCCUUCAAGGGAUUGGAGGAAACAUGGGGCUGUCACUAAGGUCAAGGACCAAGGACAAUGUGGAGCUUGCUGGGCAUUCUCGGCAUGUGGAGCUAUGGAGGGAAUAAAUGCAAUAGUCACUGGUGAACUUAUUAGCCUUUCUGAACAACAACUUAUCGAGUGUGAUAGUUCAUGCAAUAAGGGCUGUGAAGGUGGACUUAUGGACCCUGCUUUUGAAUGGGUGAUCAACAAUGGUGGCAUUGAUUCAGAAGCCGAUUAUCCAUACAUUGCCUAUUCUCAAGGCUUUUGCAAUUAUAACAAGGUGAACCAUACGGUUUUAACAAUUGAUGGCUACCAAGAUGUUCAACAGGAGGAAAAUGCCCUUCUUUGUGCUGUUUCUCAACAACCUGUUAGUGUGGGCAUCGACGGAAGCAGCCCUGAUUUUCAACUAUAUAGAGGGGGAAUCUAUGAUGGAGAAUGCUCUAGUGAUCCAGAUAACUUAUCCCAUGCAGUACUAAUAGUAGGAUAUGGUUCUUAUGGAUAUGAUGACUAUUGGAUUAUCAAGAACUCAUGGGGUACAUAUUGGGGAAUGGAGGGGUAUGGAUAUAUAAGAAGGAACACAGAUUUGCCAUAUGGCGUUUGUGCCAUUAAUUCAUUGGCUUCUUAUCCAACGAAAGAGUCGUCUUCAGCGCCAUCUCCUUACCCAUCACCUGCCGUUCCCCCACCUCCCCCUCCGCCCCCUCCACCACCUUCUCCAAAACCAAGUGAAUGUGGAGACUUGUAUUACUGUCCAGAAGAUCAAACAUGUUGCUGUGAGUUGUACAUCUUUGGCAUAUGCUUCAUUCAGGGUUGCUGUCCUUAUGAAAAUGGUGUUUGCUGUCACGGAUCAGCCUAUUGCUGCCCAACUGAAUAUCCCAUUUGUGAUGUUUAUGAAGGCCUCUGCCUCAAGGAUUACGGAGGAGAAGUAGGAGUGGAAGCAAGGAAGAGAAGAAUGGCCAAGUUCAAGUUACCAUGGAGAACUAACACUGAAGCAACAAAGGGGAUGGACCAAACGCUCAAAUGGAAGAGAAAUCAUGUUGCUGCAAUGCGUUGAAACAAACACUUCUUAACCAUAAAACACAAAAACAAAUACUAAUAGACAUAAAUAUUCCUCAGACUUGUCCAGGAUUUGCAAUUAUGCAGCGGAAUAAAUACAUCUUUGAGUGAUGAUGUUUACAGAAAGCCUACUCACUCUUUUCUAGGGGUGAGUUUCAUUUUGUCAUAAUUUGAAUGGGCAUAAUUUAUGAAUAUAAAAACUCGAAACUUGUGAUCUUAAAUUAAA